This is a messenger RNA of Rhagoletis pomonella (apple maggot), 1047 nucleotides long. RefSeq lists its product as uncharacterized. The coding region runs from base 1 to 1047 and encodes 348 amino acids. Lineage: Eukaryota; Metazoa; Arthropoda; Insecta; Diptera; Tephritidae. The record is from RefSeq and is a predicted model, not a curated record. The transcript has a single exon.
AUGAGUCAAGCUGAAAUCCGAGCCCAGAAGCAACGCGAGCAAAAUGAGCGCCGGCUUUCAGUUCAACGCAACAACGCAUAUUUCUCUAUUCGGUCCCAGAGUGACAGCGAAAGCGCAAAGCCCAAUCCAUCGACCACCCUCAAACCCCCUCAAGAUUCAGGUCAGCGGACUUGUCCUCCAAACUUACCAUUGACGACUCCGAUGUCUUGGAGUGUAGAGUGCGCUUCACCUGUGCCGUAUCACAUUUCACGCCCAACGCUUACAUCAAAUUCGGUAAGCGAUAACAUAUCCCCAAAUAUAGCGGCAACAACAACUAGUACAGUGACAUGUUUUACUGCCUCUAUCGCGCCAAAAACAACAACAAACACACCGGUACCUGCCGACUGCACAGCGGUGUCAACAGCCCGGCCUAUUCUUGCUGCGCAAGCACAAAUUAACUUGAGUGCAAGCACUGGCAACAAAGGUAAAGCGCAAGAAAAGUUGAAAAACGAAACAACUAAAAAUGCGGCCAUACAGACUGGAAUGGGCCGCUAUGUUACAAUAAAAAUAAAACUUAGUCCGCAAAAUUCAACGGGCAGUAAGACAAAAAUAAACCGCCUUACCUCAACUCAGCAAGUCAGUACGAAUAGAUUUGCACUGCUAAGUGACAAUGCCGAUGAUGUGAAUAGCCAAAUUUCUGAAGGUGCUGCAAAAGCUACUAAUGCCAAACCUCCGCCCAUUUUUAUAAGAGAAGAGAAUCCAAGCGCUCUUGUAAAAAAAUUCACACAGCUAAUCGGUAGUAAUAAGUUUCAUAUUAUCCCACUAUCUAAGGGAAAUAUUCGCGAAACUAAAGUACAAAUUUAUUCCGAACAGGAUUUUCGAACAGUGUCCAAAUACCUGAAUGACACAAACACAAAAUUUUAUACAUACCAACUUAAAAGUGCAAAAGGUCUACAAAUUGUAAUUAAAGGUAUCGAACCAAGCGUUGAAGCUGUGGAAGUUUUGGAAGCACUCAAAGAACAAGGUUUCAAUCCAAAAGCUGCUGUGAAUAUUUUUAAUAGGAACUAA